Messenger RNA from Seminavis robusta, 1515 nucleotides. The record is from the annotation of a GenBank genome assembly. NCBI's taxonomy places the organism in Eukaryota, Bacillariophyta, Bacillariophyceae, Naviculales, Naviculaceae.
CCCAAGCCAACACGUCGUUGGUUUUUCGUGCUUCAGCCACACAAAACCCCAGAAACCAACAACCAACACGCUUGAGAACGCAAAAACCAAUUCAAACCUAUUAUCAAUCAAAGCAACCAUGGGCGAACCAGAACCAGCCGCAAAGAAAGAGUACACACUCGACGAAAUUUCCAAGCACACAACCUCCAAGAGCUGCUGGUUGAUUAUUGGGAAUGCUACCAAUGGAGGACCCAAGGUGUACGAUGUAACAGGGUAUUUGGAUGACCAUCCAGGUGGCGCCGAAGUGAUGCUGGACGUUGCCGGCCAAGAUGCUGAUGAAUUCUUUGAAGAUAUUGGCCAUUCCAAGGAAGCACGAGAAGAAUUGGCGAAGCACUACAUUGGAGAUUUCUAUUUGGAUGAAGCCGCCAAGAAAGCGCUGGCAGAACAGGCAGAAAAACAGAAAAGUGCCGUCCAGAAAUCUCCUGCUACAACUCUCCUGGUUGUGUUGGUGGCGGUGAUGGCCAUUCUGUACGGUGUUUAUCAGGCACAAAACUCGUAGAUUUGAUGCUGCAAGACAUCGACCCGUGUACAGAGAGAGAUAUUUGCCGACAAAACUAAAAAAUGACGUGACAGUGAGAAUCAACACGCUACAACCACCAAUGGCUUUCUUAUGAUGAUGGUUUUAAAUGAUAUUGGUCAACGAGAAGGUUGGAAGCUAUGCCAAGAAACAGUAUAAUGGAUUUUUUUGAAAAAGUAAAUCAUUACAAGGGGUGAUGAUAUUGCAGAAUACCUCCUCUCAGGUCCUUUGUUGGAAAUCAUGUCGUGCUUGGGGAAUGUGGAUUUGGAACCGAAUUUCUUUCUGCGCUUCUUUCCUCAACGACUUUGAUUGAGCUGGGCUCUCUGCUCGUAUACAAUUGUUGUCCGAUCCCUUGUUUCUGCUUGAUUGGGCUGUUAGGAGUUCGUACUUGGCCAAACCACACCGGGUCCACUUCGGUCGUCUGGGGUCGUCCAUUUUUCUUCCCUUUCGCUCAUGUAGCUGGGUGGUGGUUGUUCUAGGGAUUGGUCACACCAAACAUCAAGCCACCUCUUCAUGUACCCAUGCACCAUCAUUGUGUUGUGUCUUGCUGAAGUCAUGUAAAAUGUUCUGUGUUGAUCUAUGCCUGCCACAGAUCACCAUGAGACGUUGUCCAGAGAAAUCGUUUUGCCUGGCUUUUCCAGCAAACUGGAUGGAGGCUGAACCUAGCUGGGCAGGCCACAGCAUGACCUGGAACAGCUGGCAACUCCUUGAUCAAUAAACGCAUCACCAUCCUGAACCGUUCAACCCGCCCUGACGGUGAAGAUAUCACCCCCAGUUGCCCUGGAGUCCUGGAGGUGGCAAAACCCUCCUGUCGUGUCUUUUCCGCUACGGUACUGGCUAGUUAGACGCCAUCUUAUCAUGCCUUGGUCUGCCAGCUUGAUUCCCUCACCAUCUCAUCCAUCCAUUGAGGCCAGUUCCUCCCACCAGUGUAGCCCGUUCAAUGGGCAGCCAGAUUGACC